This is a messenger RNA of Salvia splendens (bonfire salvia), 956 nucleotides long. Its product is annotated as transcription repressor OFP7. Gene Ontology annotation, biological process: negative regulation of DNA-templated transcription. NCBI's taxonomy places the organism in Eukaryota, Viridiplantae, Streptophyta, Magnoliopsida, Lamiales, Lamiaceae. The record is from RefSeq and is a predicted model, not a curated record. Bases 65 to 565 code for a protein of 166 amino acids. The transcript has a single exon.
UCAAUUUACGCCUUCACUAAAAAACUUAAAAAUUUCUCUAACAAGAUCGCCGGCGCACACACACAUGUCUUCCAACAAGAUACACAAACUGAAGAGCAUUUUCACAUCAAAUGGCGGCUGCGGCUGCCGCCCUAAGCCAGCUGACAUCAUCCACCCACAAUCCAAAUCCAAACUAUCCGAUCAAAAAUCCACCCUCCUCCCCUCCUCCUCCGCCACUUCCUCCGAGAGCCACCGCCGCAGGUCCGCCGCCGAAGACGAUGGCUGGUCCUCCUCCACCACCUUCGACUCCUCCCCCCACCGCCACACCCUAUUCUCCAACUCCUGCCCAAAAAUCCAAAACAGCGUCGCUGUCGUCAAAGAUUCCGACGACCCCUACCAAGAUUUCCGGCAAUCCAUGCUUCAGAUGAUCCUUGAGAAAAAAAUCUACUCGAGAAACGAUCUGCAGCAGCUCCUCGACUGCUUUCUCAAGCUCAAUUCGCCGCGCCACCACGAGGUCAUCGUCCGAGCGUUGGCCGAGAUAUGGAACGGCGGGAAGGAGGAGGAGGCGCCGCCGUGCUCCAUGUGAAUACAUUAGAGAUGUGUGGGGGCACGUGGCGGUGGGGUGGCCAUGUGAUAACACAUUAAAUUUCACAUGUGGAGUUGAGAGUUUAAUUAAUAGAGUGGAAACUAAUUGAAUUGGACAUCAAAAGCGAUCGCCAUUUUUGUGGCGAGGGAGAUUGGAAGAGGGUGGAAUACAAUACCAUACUGUAAGUGUAGGUGUCAUAAUAAGUGGAAAUGAAAUUCGAAAUCAUUUAAGAAUUUAGUAGUACUCCGUAUUACAUACUCCCUAUCUUUGUUUUCUCUCUACUUUUUACCUUUUUGUCUAAACUUUGUACUAAUAUGUAGCUUAAUUGUAUAUCGAGGAUAUUGCUCAUUAAUUUCGUCCAGCUAAUACGACUUCGUUAUAUUUGUACUAA